Messenger RNA from Gongylonema pulchrum, 1458 nucleotides. Lineage: Eukaryota; Metazoa; Nematoda; Chromadorea; Rhabditida; Gongylonematidae. The record is from the annotation of a GenBank genome assembly.
AUGUGGACACAAAUAUCCGUGCUCAUAUUGCUUUUUGCCGCAACGCCGAAAGCAUUCACCGUUCUACCUUAUGUGCAAAUCGAUUUCGUCCACUACUUCAGAUUGGCACAGUGCGAUGCGAAAUGUGCUGAAAAGUAUGGCAAGCUAGUGAAGCGGCGCUUAAACGAUGGGACAUUUAUCGAAUAUUAUGGUAGCGAUGGUCAAGAAUAUAGACUUUGUACUGCUGGCUGUAAUCGCCGGCGGACAGUUUCAAGAAGAGAUUACAAUGGUACCGGAAAUGCGCUAAGCAAUGGCAUCCAAUUCUGGAUGGAUACUAAUGCCUAUGCUGGUCGUACAGAGAAUUCACCGAUUCGUAGUGUUCGUGUUGGCUGUAUGGAUUUGGGAUCGGUGGAGCAUGACGAUUAUGAAGAUACCAUUGAAGGGCUCAUUUUUGUGGAUCUUGACGAGCAACACCGCCAUCCAACUCGCUACAUUGUACAAUGGAAGCAACGUACCUAUGAUGGUAGCCCAACGGAAGAAAAUGGAUGGAUCACUGCUUCGAUUGAGUCGAAACCUACCUUCAAGGUUGAAGGUAUGGUGCCAUCCAUGCAGUACCGAUUCAUGGUAACCGCUGUUGGCCCGAGUGGACGAUUUGGCGGUCCGGUGAUGAGCGACUGGGCACAGUCGUUGCCGGCGGAAGAAGAGCUUAACGCACCAGUUGGCCCACUGCUUGUCAGUACGCAGUACAACACUGAUAACGGGGUGUGCGCACUUGUGAAGUGGUAUCAUUCACCGUACCAGCGCGAACCAUCGCCAUACGAUCAUGGAAACGGCAUAAUGCUAUCGAAUUUGCAAUUUUCAACUGAAUACACUGUUUCGCUUCGUUCUGAGCCAUCGAUGCAAGUGUCACCAUCCGACGCAGAGUUGUCAAAUGCGUCAGCGACUGCUCUGGAGCGUAAAUUCAUGACACCAGCUUGCAAUGAAAUAUUCGGUGCCGGGAGUCUUGAGUGUGCACCAGAACCAGUGAAGAAUCUAGAAGCACUGGUGGAGCCGAACGGAACAGCCAGGAUCCAAUGGGUGCCAUCAAGUGAGCCGAACACAAUCCUUGUUUAUCAGUUAAUCCACGAGCCAGUGACGGAACAUCGCGACUGCGGGCAGGGCGCAUCCAGUACCUAUGUCAACGCGGCAGCAGUAACAGCAACAAUACAGCUGUUUGGCCGAAAACACUGUGAAUAUUCAAUCAAAUUGAUAAAUUAUGAUUUGAUCGGACGGGAGGCCAGUGCAGAAAUACUGGUUUGGUAUAGGCCAAAUGUGUCGAUAGUAAAUUCUAAUAUUUUGUUAUAUACAGUGCCAUUGUCAGCACUUAUUCUAGCAAUCAUUGUAUUGAAAUGUUGUACAUGUUUGUGUUGUUCUAGGAGUAAUAAGAAUAUUAAGCCGUUGCUUAGUUCUAAUCAAAGAGAUACUGUCACACUUGUAUGA